Molecule: messenger RNA, 1056 nt
Organism: Cladophialophora carrionii CBS 160.54
Lineage: Eukaryota; Fungi; Ascomycota; Eurotiomycetes; Chaetothyriales; Herpotrichiellaceae
Exons: 3
Coding region: 1-1056 (351 amino acids)
Biological process (GO): barbed-end actin filament capping; actin filament depolymerization
Cellular component (GO): actin filament; cytoplasm
Molecular function (GO): actin filament binding; actin monomer binding
Source: RefSeq, a predicted model, not a curated record
AUGCAGUCUGGCAUAACAGCCUCCUCCGAACUUCAAUCCGCCUUUCAGACCUUCACCUCCGACGCCAGUCUCUUCGCGCUCCCUAUAACGAUAGCCUCGGAAUCUCUGCGACCUCUGCCCUCCACCCCGUUCCCGUCCUCUCACUCUGGCCUGUUCAACAGCAUCCACACUCUUUCCUCCUUUCUGACAUCCACCGAACCUCUGUUCCUCCUCCUCCGCCGCGCGCCCUCUUCCAAUGAACUCGUCGCAAUCACAUACAUUCCCUCGCGGGCGCCAGUGCGGCAAAAGACUCUUUUUGCAAGCACGAGGAACACGCUGAUGAGGGAACUGGGGAGCGAGAAGUUUUCGGAAACAGUCUUCCUCACAGAGAGGGAAGAGAUCCUCGAUCCGGCGCAAUGGGAGGAGCGCGCGAGGGGAAGCGCCGCUGCGAGUGGUGGUGUUCCAACUGCAGGGGCCACGCGAGCCGCCGUGGACGAGGGCUUACUGAGUGUCGAGGAGCGAGAGCUUCAAGCUGUCAAGCGGGCAGAAGAAGAGGAACGCCACGGCACCCGCGGUAGAGACCUGAUGGGCGAAGGAAAGGGCAAGAAUGCCAUGAAGAUCAGCGAUGAAGCUAAAUCCGCUCUAUCCGCCUUCAAGGACGUCGCGGCCAGUGAAGGCAAGCUUGCUAUCUUCUCGAUCGAUAUCCCGACCGAAGAAAUCCGACUCGUCUCCACGAAAACGGGCAUCCAGCCCGCCGCCGUGGCAAGCAACAUCCCCGCUGACAAGCCAAGUUAUACACUCUACAACGCCCCCGGCGUGCCGGGGAGUAUCUUCAUCUACGUCUGCCCGGGGUCGUCAAAGAUCAAGGAGAGGAUGAUCCACGCAAGUUCACGGCUGGGCGUGACGAAGCUUGCGGGCUGGGAAGGCGUGGAGAUUGUGAAGAGGCUAGAGGCGGGCGACCCGGAGGAGUUAGGUGGCGGAAGGUUAGAGGAGGAGGUGAAGGCUCUGACGGCCGCAGGAGGGACUGCAACGCCAAGGGGUGGGUUUGCGAGGCCGAAGAGGCCGGGGAAGAGGUGA